This is a messenger RNA of Patiria miniata (bat star), 2337 nucleotides long. RefSeq names its product ATP synthase subunit gamma, mitochondrial-like (gene atp5f1c). The record is from RefSeq and is a predicted model, not a curated record. The transcript has 8 exons. Gene Ontology annotation, molecular function: proton-transporting ATP synthase activity, rotational mechanism. Gene Ontology annotation, biological process: proton motive force-driven ATP synthesis. The coding region runs from base 145 to 960 and encodes 271 amino acids. NCBI's taxonomy places the organism in Eukaryota, Metazoa, Echinodermata, Asteroidea, Valvatida, Asterinidae.
UUGUUCGAGGUUCUAGUCUAGUUUACAGCGCGCGCAUGCGCUGUGUUGUUGAUUGAGCCGCCGGUGUUGGAUGUAGAUUUGGUGCCUGGUGGAGAACUCCAGUGUUUUUUUACAUUGGAAAAAGGAGUGCACUAUACAGCAACCAUGGCAACCCUGAAAGUCAUCCAGACCAGGCUGAAGUCCAUCAAGAAUAUCCAGAAGAUUACCAAGUCCAUGAAGAUGAUAGCAGCAGCCCGUUAUGCUAAGGCAGAGAGGGAGCUUAAACCUGCUAGAUCCUAUGGAGUAGGAGCCACAGCUUUAUAUGAGAAGGCAGACCUUGAACCAGACACUGAGAAGCCUGGACACCUACUGAUAGGAAUCUCCAGUGACCGUGGGCUGUGUGGUGGUAUACACAGCAGCAUCACUAAGGCAAUCCGGGCCUCGGUCGACCAGAAAGCUGAAGGGAUCACUUCAACAGUUGUCUGCGUUGGAGACAAAGUUCGCUCUCAGCUGAACAGGACACACAAAGAGAAUGUAGCCUUGUCUGUGAAUGAGUACGGACGUAAGCCUCCGUCAUUUGUCGAAGCGUCCAAGAUAGCAGCGGAGAUCUUGAACCUUGGCGAAUUUGACUCUGGAGAAAUCUACUACAAUAAAUUUAGGACUGUUGUUUCCUAUCGCACAAGCACACAGCCUCUGGUGUCGUUUGAGACACUCAAAGGAGCAGACAAGAUGUCCGUUUACGAUGAUGUGGAUGAGGAUAUCUUGAGAAACUACAAUGAGUUUCAGCUGGCUAGCAUCCUGUAUUACUGCAUGAUGGAGAGUAACUGUAGCGAGCAGAGCUCACGUAUGACUGCUAUGGACAGUGCUACCAAGAACGCUGGUGAAAUGAUUGACAAGUUGACACUUCAAUUCAACCGUACCAGACAAGCUGUCAUCACUAGAGAACUGAUUGAGAUCAUUUCUGGUGCCUCUGCUUUGUAAUUCACUAUUUGCUUAGAGAUUUUGAAUAGCUUCAAAAUGGAAGUGGGAAAACUGUAUCUCUGAAUGGUAUUUAAGGAGAAGUUUUAGGUUUAGGCCUGUAGAAAAACAUAUUGACAAAUUUGAUUGAGGAUAUUGCCCCGUAUCACAAAUCUUUGAAAACGUCUAAGUUGCACCCAGUGCCAUUAAGUUAUUUACGGAAACAGCUUUAUGUAAUUUCCCCCUGGCUAAAACAUUCACUGAAGGAGUGUAGAACAUCAAUACAUAGAAAAUCAUUACAUGGCCAGUGAUAUUAGGAAUUGGUAUUUUAUAAUUCACAAUGUAGGAUUGGAAUCUUUUAAAAAUCAUUCAAAAACACCCAUUAGUUUGUUGGACACAGAGGUACAGUGGAUCCAAAAACAUGAACACUCUGGUGCUACUGAAUGGGUUGGUUUUGUUAAAUGUGUAUGGACAAGAUAUGGAUGAAAUCUGGAUCUUUUGGGAUGUUCCAUUGGAUAAAGUUGGGAUAAAAAUCUCAGGAUCCUUGUAUACAUAUUUUUUCUUAUCUUUUUUUUUUUUAAACAUAACCAGAGCACUAUUAGCCUUUGGACCACCAGUUUUCCUUGUAUGAUUUGGAAGUUAUUUUAAAAACUUGUCAUAAUGUUUUGACCCGGGCCCAAUUUCAUGGCGUUGCUAAGCACACAAUUUUCUGCUAAUAGAGCCUCCAUCUAUUUCAUGGAGACUGGAAGGAGUAGUAAGCACAGCAAAAGGCAUGCUUAACUCGGAGGAAAAAGUUGCUUAAAUCUGUGAUGUAAAAAUAGAAAUCUCCAUGCGUGCGCAACCGUUAGCACAUCCACGCCAUGAAAUAGUGCUUAAGGUCGACAUAAUUGUCUGCAAUAGUAAGCACAACUUUUCUGCCGUUAAACAGCACUAUGAAAUUGGGUCCAGGACUUUCAUGCCAUUGAGUGUACUCAACCGUUCAGACCUAGGCACUCUUGGAAUAUACUUAUCACACAACAAAAUUUGAUGUAUGAAGUUCUGAAUACUAAAUUUAAUACCACAAUAAAUUGUGAGGGAGCUUUGAGGAUUCUAAUAAGCACAAUCAAACUGGCUUAGGCAAAAGGACUUGUACCUUGGUAUUUUAUCGAGUUGACGCUUGCUAGAAAAAAUUUUAUCAGUGAAUGUGUACACAUGCAGACCCCCUUUGUCAAAAAGCAGAUUGGCAUAUGUCAAUUCUAAGCUCAUAAAAUAUUCCCUUGGAUUCUCAUUCUUGAAUUUUAGCCAUUGUUGGGAGUACGUUUUGUUUCAGUUGUCUUGAGUUUGAUACGUUACGUGUGGAUUGAUUGCAAAAAAUAAACAUACAAUUUACAAGGUCUGGUUGAUAGACCCUUUGAAAAAAAA